Molecule: messenger RNA, 1445 nt
Organism: Drosophila kikkawai
Lineage: Eukaryota; Metazoa; Arthropoda; Insecta; Diptera; Drosophilidae
Gene: ttm2
Product: tiny tim 2
Biological process (GO): protein import into mitochondrial matrix
Cellular component (GO): TIM23 mitochondrial import inner membrane translocase complex
Source: RefSeq, a predicted model, not a curated record
UUUUGUUUAGACCGAGUUUGUCGCAGUCAAAAAGUUGCUGCUCAAUCGUCAAAACAUUUUACACUGACAAACAAAUUGUACUGCUCUCGGCUGACACAAGAAUGUCAAAUUUAAUAGUGGCUAGUUUUGGAUACUGAAACCCCAUCGAAACCCCAUUGCAAGACCUCAAAGAUGACUUUAAGAAGGAUCGCACGGCUGUUGUGCAGAAGCCCCAGGCUGCACCGCCAGUUCAUCACUAGACGGGCGCUGGCCUUGGGCCUGUGGCGUCCCACUAUCGAAGGACACAGUUCGGAGGUUGGAAGGACGGACACUGCAGAAUGCAGUGCAGGUUUUUUGAGAUUCCUAACGCACUCCUUCAAUUCGUCUUUGGCUUACGUUGCGCACCGACACUACUCGACGCAGCAAAAGACGUCAACGCAGAUCCUAUCCAAGCUCUUUCCCCAGACCAGCGUGGAGUACGGCGAAGAGGAGAGCUGCGAGCAGCGCCAGCGGGAGGAGGAGGAGUUAAGGGAAAUGGAGCGCUCCUGGAAGCGGAUGCAGCAGGGCUUCGGACUCUUUAGCGUGGGCGGCAUACUCUUCUCCCUCUGGGCCUUAUACUACUUUGGCCAGCCGGCUCUAGACGAGCAGGGAAACGAGGUCUAUGAUGAGUUUAGCAGUUUGCCAUUUCUGCAGCAGUAUAUUGCUCGAAGUUGGAAGUCUGCGCACCAAUUCCAGCGAUUUAUCCAGGAGCCAUCGAGUCUGAAACUGCUUCCCGACCCCCUACAGCCACCCUACGUCCAACCAGCUUAUACUCUGGUGCUGGAGAUAAAGGACCUUCUGGUGCACCCGGACUGGACGUACGAAACGGGCUGGCGCUUCAAAAAGCGUCCCGGCGUUGACCUUUUCUUAGAGGAGUGCGCCAAGCAUUUCGAAAUCGUGGUUUACACCGCAGAGCAAGGAGCCACGGUGUUCCCGAUCCUGGAAGCUCUUGAUCCCAAGGGAUAUAUUAUGUAUCGCCUGGUUCGGGACUCGACGCACUUCGUUGAGGGACAUCAUGUGAAGAACCUGAACAACCUCAACCGAGACCUCAAGCGAGUGGUGGUCGUGGACUGGGAUAGAAACACCACCAAGCUCCAUCCCUCAAACUCCUUUGCGAUACCGCGCUGGUCAGGAAACGACGACGACACUACCCUGUUUGAUCUAGGGGCAUUUCUCCGUGUCCUGAGCACCAACGGAGUCGAUGACGUCCGCGAAGUGCUGCAGUACUACGGACAGUUCAGAGAUCCCAUAUCACAGUUCCGGGAGAACCAGCGAAGGCUCGAAGAGCAAAUGCAGGCAGACGAGCUGGAAAAGAGCUGCAGGUCAAGGCCGGUGGUCAAAAAUUGGGCGCGUGGCUUCCAGAGGAAUUAAAACAAGUGUUCCUUAUAAUUUCAUUUCAUAAACUACAAUAAAAGUAAUUUAAACCA